CUGUCGGCGGCCCAGCUGUGGGACAUCUGCCAGCAGUGGUCCGCCGGGCUGGAGGCCAUGCACGCGCACGGGGUGGCCCACUGCGACCUGAAGCCGGGCAAUGUGUUUGUCAGCCAGGCGGGCUCCUCCUGGCGGGCGGCCCUCGGGGACCUGGGCACGUCCAGGAACCUGAGCGCCAGCCGGCUGUCGGCCCUGGUGAACAGCAUGCCCGAGCUGAAUGCCAUGUCGGUGCGGUAUGCGGCGCCGGAGCUGGUGGACGUCUUCCAGCGGGCGGUCCCUCUGGACCCGGGGCUCUUCUUCCCGGUGGACAUGUAUGCGGCGGGGGUCAUGCUGGGCGAGUGCCUGGCGCGGGCUGUCCCCUGGGCUGGCAUGGGCAUGCAGGACAUCGUGCGUGCCGUGUGUGGCGGUGCCCGGCCGAGCGUCGAGUCCCUGGGCCAGGAGGCCCGGGACCUGGUGCAGGCCGCCUGGCAGGAGGACCCCGGCCGGCGGCCGCCGGCAGCCACCUUCCGCCAGCGCUGCGCCGGGCAGUAUGUCGCCGUGGGCGGUCUGCCCUGA
Messenger RNA from Fonticula alba, 555 nucleotides. RefSeq lists its product as hypothetical. NCBI's taxonomy places the organism in Eukaryota, Rotosphaerida, Fonticulaceae. The transcript has a single exon. The record is from RefSeq and is a predicted model, not a curated record. Gene Ontology annotation, biological process: protein phosphorylation. Gene Ontology annotation, molecular function: ATP binding; protein kinase activity.